UCUCCGCCCGCUCUCCAACGCGCGCGGCCUCGCAAGCUUCGCCAAGAUGACGCUCAUCGGGCGACUCGGCGAGUCUCCAGAGAUGCACCCGACGAGCACGGGACACGAGGUGCUGCGCUACAACGUCGCGACCAGUUCGGGACCGCGCGAUAGCCCGCGGACCAGCUGGUUCCGCGUCACGAGCUUUGUGCCCGAGGGCCCGCAGAGGGACUUUGUGUUGGGCUUGGAGAAGGGAACACUAGUCUACGUCGAAGGCUCCGCCGAGAUGCAUUCCUACACCGAUUCCGAAGGCAAGCCCCGCUCCGCUCUGAAUCUUGUACAGCAAAGAUUAGAAGUCCUCUCCUCCCCUCGUCGACCAAGAGAAUAAAACAAACUCACCGACAUUAUACUUUGUUGACGACGUUCGCGGUUUUUGGCGUUUUCGCUCUCUUAUCCAUGUUUUUUG
Molecule: messenger RNA, 445 nt
Organism: Amorphotheca resinae ATCC 22711
Lineage: Eukaryota; Fungi; Ascomycota; Leotiomycetes; Helotiales; Amorphothecaceae
Exons: 3
Coding region: 47-367 (106 amino acids)
Biological process (GO): mitochondrial DNA replication; positive regulation of helicase activity
Cellular component (GO): mitochondrial nucleoid
Molecular function (GO): single-stranded DNA binding
Source: RefSeq, a predicted model, not a curated record